Molecule: messenger RNA, 7245 nt
Organism: Pungitius pungitius (ninespine stickleback)
Lineage: Eukaryota; Metazoa; Chordata; Actinopteri; Perciformes; Gasterosteidae
Gene: col22a1
Product: collagen, type XXII, alpha 1
Exons: 66
Coding region: 190-5091 (1633 amino acids)
Biological process (GO): extracellular matrix organization
Molecular function (GO): extracellular matrix structural constituent conferring tensile strength
Source: RefSeq, a predicted model, not a curated record
GUCCAGAGUGAGAGACGCGCCGCAGAACCGCCGGAGAACCAGUGACGGGUCAGACAUCUAGGUUUUGGUCCCAGGUCGACCAUUGAGAAGAGGAAGUGGAAACAAGAGUCCUUCAAGUCCGUGAGAAAGCUGGCCUCGGGUUCAGGUACCAGGUCCGGAGGCGAAGAGUUCAACAAAUAGAACAUCUUAAUGGUGGUAACAAGAUACAUGAAACAGAACCGAACGAAGGCGGAGAUGGAGUCAGGACUGGGAUUUAGGAUCGCCUUGGUCAUCUUGGCUCUGACUCUGUGCGGCUGCGAGAGGGCGGAGGCUCAGAGGGCAGGAUGUAAAAAUGUCCACUACGACCUGGCGUUCAUCUUGGACACCUCCUCCAGUGUCGGGAAAGAUAAUUUUGAGAAAAUCAGGCAAUGGGUGGCCAACAUUGUGGACUCCUUCGACGUGGCCCCGGAGAAGACGCGGGUGGCCGUGGUCCGCUACAGCGACAGACCCACCACCGAGUUCACGCUGGGCAGGCACGCCACCCUGGAGGACGUGAAGCAGGCCGCCCGCAACAUACGCUACCUGGGGGGCAACACGAUGACCGGCGAGGCCAUCAACUACACCACCGCCAGCAUCUUCACCGAGCGGAACGGGGCCAGGCCCGCGGCCCGCGGCGUCCAGAGGGUGGCCAUCCUCCUCACGGACGGCCGGAGCCAGGACUACGUGCUGGAGUCCUCCAAGGCGGCCGCCAGGGCCGGCGUCAGGAUGUUCGCCGUGGGCAUCGGGGAGGCCCUGCGGGUGGAGCUGGAGGAGAUCGCGGCCGAGCCGAAGAGCGCCCACGUCUUCCACGUGACGGACUUCAACGCCAUCGACAAGAUCAGGGGCCGGCUGAGGAGGAGGCUGUGCGAGAAUGUCCUGUGUCCCAACAUGAAGGUUCAACCUGAUCGGUUUAAGCCCGGCAGCAGCAGUCAUGGCCUUGAAGAGGUCCCAGGGUUCAACCUGAUGGAGUACUUCAACGUGAGAGACGUUCUGGGCACUAAGGAGGACGAAGGCCAAAGUUCUUACGUUCGCCUCGGCACCAUGCCCAUUGUGCAGCAAACAGAGGAUGUGUUUCCUCAAGGGUUGCCAGAUGAAUAUGCCUUUGUGACGACAUUUAAAUUCAGGAAAACCUCAAGACGUGAAGAUUGGUACCUCUGGCAGGUUUAUGACAAAUAUGGAAUCCCACAGGUGUCCAUCCGCCUGGACGGGGAGAACAAGGCGGUGGAGUACAACGCUGUCGGCCUGACCAAAGACGCCGUCAGGGCCGUGUUCAAGAACCCCGAAGUUGACAACCUGUUUGACCGCAACUGGCACAAGAUCGCCCUGAGCGUGGAGGCCAAGUCCGUGUCUCUGUACCUGGACUGCAAACACAUCCAGACUCUGCCCAUCGAAGACCGGGAGGACAUCGACAUCCAGGGCAAGACCGUGAUCGGGAAGAGGCUGUAUGACAGCGUGCCGAUCGAUUUUGACCUCCAGAGGAUGAUGAUUUACUGUGACUCCAAGCAGGCAGAGCUGGAGACCUGCUGCGAUUUACCCAAUGGACCUUGCCCCAAGAAAGUAGUGACAGAGGCACCCCCCGUGGAAAUCCCAGAUCCCACACCUACCAGUGUGGAGCAGAAGAGAGGCCCCGAAGUCAACUGCUCGUGCGUUGCUGGAGACAAGGGAGCCAUCGGUGAGCCCGGUGUUGCAGGUCCUAAGGGUGGAAAGGGUGACGCCGGCUCUAAGGGCGCCAUCGGAGCUCCAGGAAUCAGAGGAGAAAAGGGAGACACUGGCAAUGUAAUAUCUGUCAAAGGUGACAGAGGUGAGAAGGGCGAUACGGGCAGAAUAGGGUUGACAGGUGGCCCCGGACAAAAAGGAGAGAAGGGGACGGGUGGCCUGCCAGGUAUCGACGGCUUAUCCGGAGACAAAGGAGACAAAGGUGAAGGAGGACGGGAUGGUGGUCCAGGUCUACCAGGUCUAGCUGGACAAAAGGGAAUUCAAGGGGACGAAGGGGUUGCCGGCACGCCAGGAGCCAAAGGUGUCCCUGGCGAAUCAGGUGGAAAAGGCGAAAAGGGAAUUUCGGGAGACAAGGGUGGGGCAGGUUUCGACGGAUUACCUGGCAAACCAGGUGCUCCUGGGAAGGAUGGUUUGAGAGGACUGGUCGGUGCAUCGGGACCCAGUGGAGUUAAAGGCAUCAAGGGGGAGAGAGGCCUUCCCGGAUUACCUGGGGAUGUGUUUCAAAAAGAAGGCUUACGGGGUGAAAAGGGGGAUGCAGGACCUCCUGGGCCUCCAGGGGCCGAGGGCCCCCCGGGGCCUGAAGGUCAACAGGGACCUCCUGGGAAACCUGGAGAGUUUGGCCAGAGGGGAAAGAAAGGAGAGGGUGGAUUGCCGGGAGUGGACGGCCUUCCCGGAUCCGCUGGUCCUCAGGGUCCACCUGGGCCCGCAGGAAGCACAGGACACACUGGACCUCCUGGUCUGCCUGGUGAAAUUGGGCGUUCGGGCAAAGAGGGCGAGCCCGGAAAGCCUGGUCAUCCUGGUAAAGACGGUCUCGACGGUCUUCCUGGCAACGACGGCACUAUGGGGCCCCGGGGAGAGCGCGGAGCAGAUGGCUUUGCCGGCAAGCCCGGACCAAAGGGUGACGAUGGGCCUCCUGGUCCCAGAGGACCUCCAGGGGACAGAGGAGAGCCUGGUACCCCUGGUCAGACAGGUGGGAAUGGAGUUAGAGGGGACAGGGGCGUUCCGGGAGAAAGAGGACAGGACGGACCACUGGGACCAAAAGGGGAAAAGGGGGACAAGGGGGACGAGGGAGCGAGGGGACUUCCUGGCAUCCCAGGGGAUGUGGCAAACGUGAUCCCCGAGCCUGGUGAACCUGGAAAACCUGGAGAGAAGGGAGCAAAGGGAGAUCAAGGGAACCCAGGAGAGAUUGGUCAAAGAGGUUUACCUGGUGAACAAGGCUUCAAGGGACCAGUUGGACCAGUGGGUCCAAAAGGCGACGCCGGACUAACGGGAGAGACGGGACGCGUCGGAGAUGCCGGUCCACCUGGCCUCGCCGGCCCUCAAGGUGCUCGCGGAUUACCCGGGACUGCGGGCAUACCAGGGACCAUCGGGCCUCCCGGUCCAGCCGGACAGAGGGGAGACAAGGGCGAAACAGGUAAGCCGGGACAAUCGGGUCCCGCGGGCCCACCUGGAGAUGGCGGUUUGACUGGACCCCCGGGACCACCGGGAAAGGGCAAAGACGGGCAGAAUGGGGAUCCAGGACCGCAAGGAAUUCAAGGACCUCCAGGGAUCAAGGGCCAAACCGGCUCCCGAGGAGAAGUGGGGCCCCCGGGGGACAGGGGUCCUGCGGGGGAAGGCCGAGCGGGACCACCGGGGCCUCCAGGAAGCCACGGCGACGCUGGAACUCCGGGCCUCAGGGGUCUCCCAGGAGUCUCCGGUCCUCAGGGCCCACCGGGACAUAAUGGUUUACCAGGAAGGCCAGGAGACAAGGGAUCACCAGGAGAUCCUGGAAAGGCAGCAGACCUGUCUGAACUGGAUCUGAAGGACGUCUGCUCAGACUGCCCCGCGGGCCCACCUGGACUGCCAGGUCUCCCAGGGGUCCCAGGGGACAAAGGACACCAGGGAACUCCGGGGAAAGACGGUCAAGAUGGCUACCAAGGCCCGCCGGGGACAGCCGGAGCUCAAGGGGCCCCUGGAGCCGACGGAGGAAAGGGUGUUAAAGGGGAUCGAGGACCCCCAGGAGGCCCCGGAGACAAAGGAGAAAAGGGUCACCCAGGACCGCCUGGUCAUCCGGGCCCCCCCGGCCUAAUGGGCACACCUGGUAACGAUGGGCUGCCUGGCCCCGUCGGCCCCCCGGGACCCCCCGGAGAAAAGGGCAAAGAGGGCCUCAAAGGAAUCCAGGGGCCAUCAGGUCUUCCCGGCUUGAUGGGUGAGCCUGGGAAGAUGGGAAAAGAGGGCCAACCAGGUGAACCAGGAGAGCCUGGGAAGCAAGGUGAGCCUGGACCACUAGGAAACCCGGGGCUCAGGGGACUCCCGGGCUUCAAGGGCCACAGAGGAGAGCCCGGGGCUCCUGGAGCGAAGGGUGAAGAUGGAAAGCCCGGAUCAUCGGGCCGCGACGGCAAACCGGGGAAGGAGGGCUCGAUGGGACCUCCGGGCAGAGAAGGCCUCGGUGGACCAAGAGGAGAGCCGGGCAAGCCAGGUGAACCGGGGCCUUCGGGAAAAGCAGGUCUCGCUGGAACACCAGGCCUCAGCGGAAACAAGGGAGAGCCGGGCAACCCCGGCUUACCGGGCUUCAGCGGGCCCAAGGGCCCCGCGGGUCCACCUGGUCCGAUUGGCCCGGAAGGGAAACAGGGGACGCCGGGCAGAGUUGGCGAUCGCGGCCUCAAAGGAGAUAAGGGAGACUCGGGCGUGAAGGGAGAUAAAGGACAAUCGGGAGACCCGGGGAUGCCUGGGAACCCCGGGCCCCCCGGCAGAAAGGGCCACACGGGGAUGAUGGGCAUGUCUGGACCUCCCGGAGAAUUGGGGGCUCCGGGGCCCCAAGGACCUUCGGGGAAUCCCGGUAUUCCAGGCCACAGAGGCGAGUCGGUGUCACUGGAACAGAUGAGACGGCUCAUCCAGGAGGAGCUGGCCAAACAGCUGGAUGCCAAGAUGGCUUACCUCAUGGCUCAGAUGCAGCCGGCCCACGUGAGGAGCACGGCCGGCCGCCCAGGACCUCCGGGCCCUUCAGGGAAGGACGGCAAUGUCGGACGACCUGGCCCCCCCGGGGAGCCCGGCGUGCCUGGACAGAACGGCGGGGAAGGAUCCAGGGGACCCAUGGGCCCUAAAGGCGACAGAGGAGCGAGGGGAGAACGGGGGGAACCGGGUGUCGGUGAAAGAGGAGAGCAAGGCCCCUCGGGCCCGAUAGGUCCAGCCGGGCUGCCCGGAUACGGCAAAGACGGGAGCCCCGGGCAAGCCGGAGCCCAGGGAGAGCCGGGGAACCCCGGCCCCCACGGUCAACCCGGACCCACGGGUCCCACCGGCCAGUGUGACCCCACCCAGUGUGCCUACUACGCCAGCCUGGCCCAGAGGCCCCACACCAAAAACGUCAAGGGGACCUAAGAGAGAGAAGGGACACAGAGCUUGAAGUCCACCUGUAUUUAUGAACUUGGUCCGAAUCAAGAACUUUUUACAUUUGUUUUCUUUUCAGUAUGGGGGGGCAGAAGCAGGUCCUUUGUUUUGGUUUAUAUUUGGCACAACGUUUAAGGAAGGAUUCAGAAUCCAGGGGGGGCUUUUAAAAAUGGCUUAGAGGGGGCAGCUGAUCCUCCUGUAAUUGUUUCAUCAUCAGCCGUCUCAAAAGUUCAGCCAGGCGUUUUCUUGCAGCUUUUUAUUUUUUCUGCCUCACGACAUGAGAAACUAACCCACCCCUCCCCCCCACCCCUCCGAGCGUCGAGCCACAGAAGUCAGUUCCUGCUCACUGACUCCGUCUCUGGCUGGGGAUCGGCGGCGACAUCAUCACUCAGUGGGGGAGUAAUCUGUUUCAUUGUAAUUGAGGGGGGGGGGGGGAGGACAUGCACCAGUAGUGAUAUUGCGUAGGAGUGUUAGUGAGUGAGUGCGGGUACAUUUUGUGGCCUUAUUCUCUCCAUGUAGCAGUGUGCUUAUGUGGCCUUGUUUCGGAUACCAUGGCCCCCCCAAAUACAAUUAAUCCUUAAAACCAAUUGGAAUGGGAUUGCGUUAUUUAGACAUGAACAAAACAAGCUUUUUUUAAAGAUAUUGCCGCUCUGCCUCAACUCAUCCAUUAGUGCCAUCCUUGGCCCUGAUGUUUCCAGGUUUGGGGGGGGGGGCUUGUUUGCUUGUUUUAAAGAUGGCGGUGGAGAAACGGCUUUGAGGAGGUUGUCUAAUUGACGCCUUUGUUCGCCUCUCUUGAAAAGCUUCCUGUUUCUCACCGCUUGCUCUAAACGUGUCACUUCCUCUCUGCCCCGCCCCCCCCCCCCGCUGUGAAAGGACAUCGUCCUUUCUCAUUUGUCCCCCAGAGCCCCUUAAGUUGGCGAGUUGCUUCCCUGCAUCCUGUUGAGCAGACACCUAAUAACCCCCCCCCCCCCCCUCACCUCUCCCAAGCCUCAGAGGUGCUGGUCAUCUUGAACUUCAUUAACAUCCUCCACAAAAGGGAUCCCAUUUGUCUUCCUUUCACCAACAUGAAGCGAUGCACACCGCAGUGGAGGAGAGGACCCAGACGUGCCAUGAGAUCAAAGGUCAGCGAUGGUCUCAACCUCUUGCUCGGGUCACCUGGUGGCAGUUCGUUCAUGAAAUGCGGCUGCGACAACUUAGUGAAGCAGACUGGAGUUCAUCAACAAAGCUUUGUCGUUCUUCCCAAAAGUAGAAUUUAUUGAAAAUAUAAAACGCCCUCGCUAAAUUGAGUGCUUGUGUUACUGCAGCUUAUGAGGGUGAAUGAUGUAAAGGUGCAAGAUGAAGAACAUUCAUGUAGCAGCAAAGAACUUUCUAUGUGGAGAUUGUACUGCUGAAGACCAUCGGCUCAGCUCCCCCCCCCCCCCCUCAUAAAGAGAGUCUCGCAGAUGGCCCCUGGACCUCCUGACUCCAUAUUGCACACUUCCCUUCUAGCUACCUGGGGACACUUCCUCAAACUACAGUAAUCAGAGAAGUUGUCUUUGUAGCAGUACAUGGCAGCAUGUUGUCUGAGGAAAGGACGAAGCUGAGUGCUUCGUCUCAACCGCUUCAGUCACCAAACAUUGUGUCACGUUAAGUUUAAAGUGAAACGUAUUAUUGGAAUAUAGCUGCUCUUUAAACGGUAAGAUUUUUGCUGCUUCAUUGAACAGUUGAACCAUAUCAGUAUUUUUCCCUUCCUGGUUACAGUUCAAUUCAAUUCAUUUUAUUUUGUAAAGCCCAAAAUCGCAUAUUACAAAUUUGCCUCAGAGGACUUAUUUGUAAUUUGCGAUUUUGGGCUAUACAAAAUAAAAUGAAUUGAAUCACAGUCACGGAUAUAUUCUGUUAUCGGGUUUGAUACGUUGGUUUUAGUUUUAGUGCAAACACCUUUCAGUAUUCAAAUGACUGUCUUUGCUGACUGAAAGUUAUUCACAAUUUGAUCCAAUACAAAUGAGUUGUAACGCAUUGACUAAAGUGCAUUAUCCUAUUUUCCAUCCUUUUUUUCCUCUUUACUAUUUGGUGCUAAGAUAUUUUAAAUUAGUUGCAUAUUGUAAGUUUGGUAAAUACACGUACUGUACUGUAUAAUAAAGACUGGAAAGGAUUCAUUUUAUAAUA